This is a messenger RNA of Ahaetulla prasina, 1493 nucleotides long. RefSeq names its product G protein-coupled receptor 87 (gene GPR87). Bases 132 to 1400 code for a protein of 422 amino acids. Gene Ontology annotation, cellular component: membrane. Gene Ontology annotation, molecular function: G protein-coupled purinergic nucleotide receptor activity. Gene Ontology annotation, biological process: G protein-coupled receptor signaling pathway. The record is from RefSeq and is a predicted model, not a curated record. NCBI's taxonomy places the organism in Eukaryota, Metazoa, Chordata, Lepidosauria, Squamata, Colubridae. The transcript has 4 exons.
UAUUUCAAGCCAGGAUGUAUGUUUAUCUUUUUUUUCCCCCUGGUUCAAGAUAACAAGAUUUUUGUUGUUGUUGUUUUGGGGAAGAACAUAAUGCAACCUGGAAGCAAUGCGACGAAAAUGAAGAAAGAAAAAUGACAGCAAAGUUUGCCUGCAAAAAAACUAGCAUCGCACUGUCCAAAGCUCUUUAUGUCAAAACUGGAAGAAUGGCUAAAAUAUACAAGAGAAUAUCCAAGAAAUUAAAAUUUGCACAAUCCAUCAUAUACUGCAGAUCAGUUGCCACCAACAUGACUUCUGAAAAGCAUUUGAUAUGCAAAUCAACAAUAAUAAUGGGGUCUAAUAUAUCAUAUCUGAACAUUACAGAUCAUCAAUCUCCGGGUCAAGACAUCAAUCUCUGGGCCAAUUAUUCACAAGACCUAAUUGGGAAUUCUACCAAUAAUGAAUUGACAACUAUUGUUUUACCUCUGCUUUAUCUCCUUAUAUUCUUGGCAAGCAUCUUUCUGAAUAGCUUGGCAGUAUGGAUUUUCUUCCACAUCAGAAGCAAGACCAGCUUUAUUUUAUACCUCAAAAACAUCGUAGUUGCAGAUUUGCUAAUGACGCUGACAUUUCCGUUUAAAAUUAUUCAAGACUCAAGACUGGGGCCAUGGUACUUCCAUUUUUUCCUAUGCCGGUAUACAAAAGUUUUGUUUUAUGCCAGCAUGUAUACAACCAUUGUUUUUCUUGGACUUAUUAGCCUUGAUCGAUAUCUGAAAGUGGUCAAACCAUUUGGAGAUUCCAGGAUGUAUAGCAUUACUUUCACUAAGAUUCUGUCACUUGUGGUUUGGAUUGUUACGGUAUUUUUAGCUUUGCCAGAUCUGGUCCUCACUAAUAGUUACCCAACUAAGAUAAAUACCAGUGACUGCUUAAAACUGAAAAGCCCAUUGGGAGUCAAAUGGCACAAUGCUGUCACUUACUUCAAUAAUGGCAUAUUUGUCAUUGUGCUGAUUGUAUUAAUAGGAUGUUAUAUUGAAAUAUCCAAAUAUAUCUAUAAAUCCAGCAAGCAGUUUAUUAGCCCUUCAAAUCACAAGAGGAAACACAGUCAAAGUAUAAGGGUGGUGGUGACGGUAUUUUUUAUUUGCUUUGUGCCAUAUCAUCUAUGCACAAUCCUUUUUAAUUUGUGCCAGUUAGAUUAUUAUUUAGGUGCUUCAGCCCACAAGAUCCUGUACUACUGCAAGGAAGUGACUAUUUUCCUAUCGGCAAGCAAUGUCUGCCUAGAUCCAAUCAUCUACUUUUUUAUGUGUAGAUCCUUUUCACGGAGGCUUUUCAGAAAAUCAAACAUACGAACAAGGAGUGAAAGCAUCAGAUCCUUUCAGAGUAUCAGAAAGUCAGAGGUGCGGAUUUAUCAUGAAUAUACUGAUUUGUGACAUCAUUGCUAAGCAUUUUUUUUAAAAAUAGUUGUUUGUACCAAUGUUUUCUAUUUGUAAAUAAAGGUACUUUGCUUGUUUUAAAAAUCUGAA